AUGGAGAUAUUCAGCGAUAUCAAAAAAGCCUUGACCAAGAAGCGCAAUAAGCCACGCCUAAUUCUUGCACUCUACGCGCGGCCCAAGCACCCCAACGCCCCCCACUAUGCGCUGCUGGUAACUCCGAAUAUCAAACCCGAGCGCAAACUUGCAGUGGAGCCAGAACCCAUCCCAGCAACCAAAUACCACAUCAAAAACACCAUCCAGAAGAUCAAAAAUGUGGUGUGCCAACCAUGGCGUUUCGAACGUGUUGAUGUUCCAGACCUGGACCGGGACCAUAACAUCCUUGUGUGCGCGGUCAUCGCCAAGGUUUUAUCGACAACAAAGCUGAAUCAGAUCAUGGCAGAGAUCUACAUCUACCAGAAGGACGACCCGAUUCAAUUCAAAGCACGCGACUUUGACUGUAAGAUGUGGUGUCAUGAUGCUUACGACGAAUUACAGAAAUCGGGGGUCAUCGUUGGAUUGGAUUGGCGCACGGCUGAAGGCGGUACGAGGGCUGUGUUGAACCAGAAACAUGGUCAGGGACAAUGGGAUUCAGCGAUUACGGGCAAAGGUCGUAACACUCCUUGGGUUCCUAUUGUGGAUCUAUUGGGUGGGACGCUUAUUCGAGGACGUUAA
Messenger RNA from Penicillium odoratum, 618 nucleotides. RefSeq lists its product as uncharacterized. The record is from RefSeq and is a predicted model, not a curated record. Lineage: Eukaryota; Fungi; Ascomycota; Eurotiomycetes; Eurotiales; Aspergillaceae. The coding region runs from base 1 to 618 and encodes 205 amino acids. The transcript has a single exon.